AUGGACGCGAUAGAGAUGUGUGCAGCCGAGGAUAGAGCGCAACUUCUGGACAUCAGUACCAACUCUCCCCCGGAGCCUCGUCAAGGUGCACAGGAGAAGCCGCCCUACUCCUACGUGGCUCUCAUCACCAUGGCCAUAAAGGACAGCCGAGACAGAAGACAGACUUUGAGUGAAAUUUACGAAUUCAUCUCUUCCCGGUUCCCCUUCUACGAAAAGAACAAGAAAGGAUGGCAAAACAGCAUCAGACACAACUUGUCUCUGAACGAGUGUUUUGUGAAGGUCCCGAGAGAGGACGCGCGGGACAAGAAGGGCCACUACUGGAUGCUGGACCCCGCGUUUGAAGACAUGUUCGAGAAAGGGAACUACAAACGGAGGCGCAGAGUGAGGAGACCGUACUUUACGCCCCCAGUGCCAUACCUGUCCGGGGCUACAGUGGACUACGAUCCGCGGUACCUGCCAACCUGUGCGAACAACCAUUGGAGCCAGACGCCCGGCUACCACACACCAGCAAGCCUGACCACCAGCGGAGCGCUCAACUCCUUCUCUCCCUCACACUAUUGGCAUCAUAUGGCCUACGGGGGGUUUCAACACCCAGCCCUGGCCCCCCACAGCAGCUGUCCUUAUGGCGGAGUGACGCAGGCCGCGAGUCCCGAGGCACCCGGAGUCUCAGUCGCCUGCAGCUACCACCAGUUCACGUCUUUCUCGGCGUAUCAAAAUGCUCAACUUUACAAUUAA
Molecule: messenger RNA, 735 nt
Organism: Knipowitschia caucasica
Lineage: Eukaryota; Metazoa; Chordata; Actinopteri; Gobiiformes; Gobiidae
Source: the annotation of a GenBank genome assembly